Helianthus annuus (common sunflower) is the source of this 1515-nucleotide messenger RNA. Its product is annotated as protein rolling stone. Lineage: Eukaryota; Viridiplantae; Streptophyta; Magnoliopsida; Asterales; Asteraceae. The coding region runs from base 226 to 1206 and encodes 326 amino acids. The record is from RefSeq and is a predicted model, not a curated record. The transcript has 9 exons. Gene Ontology annotation, cellular component: membrane.
AUCGAUAUUGUCCACGAGUCCAUUCAUUGACCACAAAAGGAUCCUCAGAAUCAUGAGUCGCCUUUCAGAUUCCACAUCCCUUUAACAACACCUUCGAUCUUCACCAUUCUUACAAUCUCAAGAAAGAACUAUUAGGUCAUUUUCUUUCACAUUUCACACCAUAUCUUCAUCAAUCGAUCCUACAAUCUGUUCGUUUUGAUUUCUGUGUUAUUACUAGUUUUUUCAAUGAUGGUGGAUCCUAAUGAUACUACUAGCCUAGAAUACUGGAUGAACUUAAAGUUCUUACUUUGUUCAAUAUGGGUGUUUGGCUCAAUACUUAUAGCAUUGUUUCUAAUUUGGAGAUACGAAGGUUCACACCAUUCAAAAACUUACAAAGAGACAACUCGGCUAGAAAGGGAUUGGGAUUUGUAUGAUCGUGAAGCAUGGAUGCCGUGUGUCAAGGAGAUACACCCUGCUUGGUUGCUAGCUUUCCGAAUCCUUGCGUUUUGUUUGCUUUUUAUUGCUAGCACCGCUGAUGUUGUUAAAGCUGGCACCGACUUAUUUUAUUAUUAUACUCAGUGGACCUUUACUCUGGUUAUUUUUUAUUUUGCGUUUGGGUCACUGCUUUCAGCGUAUGGAUUGUUUUGGCAGCAUAAGAUGCUUACUGUUUGUAGCUUAGAUGUAGAUGCACAGCAAGCAAUUUAUGAGCCUCUUAAUCACGAAGAUUUGGAGAAUGCGUCACGUCAACAGGGAGGAAGUUGUUUCUUGCAAAGUGCUGCCUUUUGGGGCUAUAUAUUUCAAAUUCUUUUCCAGAUUACUGCUGGGGCAACGAUGCUAACGGAUUCUGUUUAUUGGCUUGUGAUCGUACCAUUUCUUACCAUUAAUGAAUAUCCAAUGAAUUUUUUGACAGUUCUUGCACAUUCACUUAAUCUCGUUUUCCUUCUCGGGGAAACAGCCUUGAAUAGCCUGCGUUUCCCAUGGUUCAGAAUUUCAUACUUUAUCUUCCUUACCGCCUUUUAUGUGAUCUUUAACUGGAUUGUUCAUGCCUGUGUCCAAACUUGGUGGCCAUACCCGUUUCUUGACUUAUCCGCGCAAAAUGCUCCGUUAUGGUACUUAAUUGUUGCGUUAUUGCAUCUUCCAUGCUACUAUAUCUUUGCACUUAUUGUGAGUAUCAAGUAUCGGGUAUUGGCUAGAUGGUUUCCCGAGUCAUAUCAAUGUUUGCGAUAACGUCUUUCUUCAAGAUAACACUUGGUCAACUGGACUCAAGACCAAACGGUUAAAUGUUAGUACAAAUGCUUAAGUUCAAGAACACAUUAAUAGCAAGGUUUCUAUGCUUGAUGCAUAUCCUUCCCCGCUCGAGUUCUUGCCUCAAUGUACUUUUCAUUCUGGACUGGAUCAAAAGGUGAUUUAGCAUAUAUUGUCACAUUAUUAAUUGAUUGUGAACAUGUGGAUUCUUUGGAAUUUUUGUAAGAUUCAUUUGUAAAUUGGCAAAUGCCAAUGCAUAUUAAAGGUUACAUGGUUCAGUUUGUUCAGUUG